Molecule: messenger RNA, 2559 nt
Organism: Purpureocillium takamizusanense
Lineage: Eukaryota; Fungi; Ascomycota; Sordariomycetes; Hypocreales; Ophiocordycipitaceae
Exons: 6
Coding region: 1-2559 (852 amino acids)
Biological process (GO): DNA-templated transcription; regulation of DNA-templated transcription
Cellular component (GO): nucleus
Molecular function (GO): zinc ion binding; DNA binding; DNA-binding transcription factor activity, RNA polymerase II-specific
Source: RefSeq, a predicted model, not a curated record
AUGGAGACUCAGUCCGGUAGCACCAGCGCUGUGCAAGAUUCCGCCGCCGCCGCAGCCACGGAGCCGCUUGCCUGCGUGUCGUGCCGCUCACGCAAGCUCAAAUGCGACCGCACCAAGCCGGCUUGCACUCGAUGUGUCAAGGUCGACGCCGAGUGUUGCUACCCCGAGUCGCGCAGGAAGCCGACCUUCAAGAGACGCAAUGUCAAGGAGCUUGAGGCCCGUCUAGCCCAGGUGGAAGAGUAUCUGAACCAGGUCAACACCAAGGCUGGUGACGAUGCAGCGGACGAAUCUAGCAAGCGCUCUGACGAGCCUCCGCUUCAGAUGGGCGACUUUACCUUUGAAAGCGGGCCUCCCGGCCAGGACUCGGACACUCAGGGGGCCGCCAGCCAACCUCAAGACUCAUUCGAUAUGCCUGCUUUUCAGGAAAGUGACUUUAUCGGCAGCGGCCAGCUGAUGGGCUUGGGCUAUUCGGAGACCCUCCCGCCGUUCGAGGUCCAGGAGGAGCUGAACAACGCCUUUUUUGUUGGCCAGUAUCACUUCAUUCCUGUGGUUCACUCCGGGCGAUAUUAUCAAGCCUUCUAUGGUGGGCCUUUACGGAAGCCCCCCAUGUGUCUACAGUACGCAAUCUGGGCGUUGGCCGCCAACGGUCACGCCAAGUACGACCAGUACUCCCAAAUUUUCUACCAGCGGGCCCGACAGUACGCCGAUGCAGAUGAGAUGAAGGGCCACGGUGAGCAUUUCAUCACUAUUGCCCAUGCACAAACAUGGGCAAUCAUUGCAGCUUUCGAGGCCAAAUGCAUGUUCUUCACCCGGGCCUCCACCAGCUGCGCUAGAUGCGUUCGUCUUACCCAGAUGAUGGGUCUCGACCGCCUGGAUGGGAACUCUGAGGAUCAGCCUCCGGCCCUCGGCCCUACCACUUCGUGGGCUGAACUGGAGGAGCGUCGCCGAGUUAUGUGGGGGGCUUUUGCUAUCGACUCGCAUGCGAGUAUAUCAACAGGCUGGGCAUGCCUAAUAGACCCUAACAAUAUAUCAACGCGCCUCCCCGCCUCCGAGGAAGCCUUUUCCUCAGGCCAAGAGGAGACGGCUCCUUUUCUGGAGGACGUCUUCAGCGGUGCCUCGUACAGUGGCUUUGCCGGCGCAAUAGUGAUUUGUCAGAUAUUCAGAAGCAUACUGCAGCAUGUUCACAGAUGCAAGCCAGCGGAUCGCCCCCACGAUAUGAUGGAAGGGGCUUGGUGGAAGCGGCAUCGCGACCUAGACAACAAGUUGUCAAAUGCCUUCAUGUUCCUUCCCGAACAGCUGCGUCUCCCGCGAUGCAUCCGCGACCCAUCAGCCGUUCACACCAACCUCAACCUUCAUGCUGCAGUAAUCGCUUUGCACCACGCCGCCGUCGAGAAGCAACAAACUCACAACCUACCCGAGUCUGUGAGACAGUCGAGUCUCUGUCGCCUGAGAACCUCUGCAGAGGAAAUUGUCAAUAUCGUCAAGAUGAGCUCUCACUCGACUGCCAUGUUUAGGAGUCCCAUGUGUGCCCUCUCACUGUACGUUGCGACGACAGUGUACGUCUAUCUGGCCAAACAAGAUCCCCAUGCUGGCCUGACGACAUUGGACAUCUCCAAUCUCGAACUUGUCAUCAGUGCUAUGGAGGCUAUUGGUCGCCAACACCAAAUCACGACUGCCUUUCUCCAACAAGCCUGCUUGGACGUAGAAAAGAAUGGUUUGGACUCCAUCAUCAGACUCCCCAACCUCCGCAAGUACCGCGACAUCUUUGGCGGCGCCAAUUCCAACAUCCCCAUGCUGGCCCGGAGCCCGGUCUCCAAGCACACCUCCACGUCGCCCAUCUUGCCUGGGCGGCUACCGUUGAACAAUCCCAAGGGACACAUCCCUCCUGCUCACCUGAGAAUGGAAAAAUGUCUGCCUGGCAUAUCAGGGUCGAGGGGCACCGAGUCUGUCGUGCGGGGAUUGAUCAACGCAGACUGUUUCCAGCCUUUUCUCCGUGCGGCGAAACACAAUGUUGCUGCUACACCCAUGGACCACCCGGGCAAACGAAAGCGAAUGUCGCCGAGCCCCGGUCCUGGAUCCGACCGGAAUGUCGGCAUCCUCAGCUCCGUCAUGACAGACUCCGUCAGCAGCGGGUCGCGAAGCACGUCAAGCCGCGGGCCAGGCUUGGGGGUGGCCAACUCGUGGCGCUUCGACGGCGUUGACCUGCGCCCACAUCCCGGGAACCAAUUCUUCGUUUUACCGGACCGCACCAACUCGUCGUCGGCCUCGUCUCCAGCCAACCGCGAGCAUGGCGGCACGGACGGCGUCUCGGGGAGCAGCCACACGUCUCCCGGCACGGCGGCCGGCGCGGGCCUGGGCAACACCCCCGAGGAGAACCGCUUCGACCUACGGCCGUUCCAGGACCGCAUAUCGACGCCGAUAUGGCAAUCCACCGAGGAGGCGUUUUUCGCAAGCCAGAUCCCAGAGUCGCUGUUGAACUUGGCCCCGGGGGACGACGACGGCGCGUGGGCUCUGUUGAAUGAGACGAUGAAGUGGCAAAACACCACCACGGGGAUGUAG